This is a messenger RNA of Lutzomyia longipalpis, 7451 nucleotides long. It is a transcript of the gene Sarm, whose product is annotated as NAD(+) hydrolase sarm1. The coding region runs from base 2405 to 6034 and encodes 1209 amino acids. The record is from RefSeq and is a predicted model, not a curated record. Gene Ontology annotation, cellular component: dendrite. The transcript has 9 exons. Lineage: Eukaryota; Metazoa; Arthropoda; Insecta; Diptera; Psychodidae. Gene Ontology annotation, molecular function: protein binding; NAD+ nucleosidase activity; signaling adaptor activity. Gene Ontology annotation, biological process: signal transduction; negative regulation of MyD88-independent toll-like receptor signaling pathway; response to axon injury.
AUCUAUUUAAAUUUUCAUGAAAAAAAAAAACAUUUUCUUUUUACGAGAGAAUUAGGGUUAAAGUUUUGAGGCUAGAAACCUCGAUCCCUUAAGGGUUAAGCUCUAAAUAUUCGCACAUAGUUCAAAUCUUUUUUAGGUUCAAAAAGAGCACCUUUUCUUAGAUCUUAGAACUACCUUUUAAUUUUUUUGAGUUUGUCGUUUUCGAGAAAUAUUUAAUUUCCAGAAAAAAACAUCAAUUUAGAUCUUGAGUAAGUAUCUCAGAGUGGAUCCUGUUUAAUUUUCUGCAUAUUCCGAGAAGUGAAAUAAUGGAAAAUAAAAUUUCAGUGUGGAAGUGUUUAAAAUAUUCAAAAACUUCCAUAAUAUCACUUCGGGACGAAAAAUUAACCAAGAAACUAAAGUGGUUCCGUAAUUACGGAAAAAUCUUAUCGUUUUUGCAAUAUAUUCGUUUUUUUUAGUGAUUCAAUGGCAACCUAAAAUAAAAGUCUAAAAAGUUUAGGAGAUACUUUCGUCCAGUAAAAACUAAGCUCUGGUAACUAAUGAAUUCAAAUCAGUCAGGAGAUGAGGUCAAAAUAAUAUAGAUUUUUAUUAAAAAUUAUUAUUAGGAUUUUUUUUAAAAUUAAACUUCAAAUGGUAAUUGAAAGGUGAAUGAUCUUCAUUUCAUUCAUUCUUCUGUGAGGCAACAGCUCAAAAUGCUAUUGCGGGAUAUUCAAUUUAACUUCUAAACUUGAACUUGCUUCGCAUUAAAUUCUCCUUAAUGGAAAAAAUACUUUGACCUCGUUUAAAGUUUCACAGAUGAGGCGCACGAUCUUUCAUUCUAAAAUUCGCAUUUUCCUUAUGAAAUCACGACUUUAUGCUUUCCCUGUUGGAUGGUCUUUGUUAAGCUGCCAAAUUACAGGCAUUUUGCGUGAAACAUCUUCGAAUGUAAUACUGAUUGUGACAAAUUACUUCCACGAGACAGCCUACAGAUGUUGUGUUGUGUCGUGAAGUAGAGCAAAAGGAAUGAGAAUUUGCUGACAAGACGCACUUGUUUCAAUGAAUUAACAUAAAUCUCAACGCAGCGCAUGAUCAAUAUUAUGGUUCUGCGGAAUUACGCCCAUUUGUCCCAAUUUUCGCGAUCAUAUGCCAUCGUGUAAACAAUGGGAAGUGCGAUCGUGAAAUUGCAGCAUCACGCACAUUCACUCUGCGUGAUGGGUUCGUGCGAAUGUGUGUGAUGAUCGUGUAUUUUGUCCGAAUGGUGUGAUUGUAGAAACCUCGUGCUGGUUGUCAUGCUGCGAUCAGUACGAUCACUAUGCGUGACUUGACUAACAUGUGGUGGCAUUGCACACAUGCAAAAAUAUCAUAUUCGAGGGGUGAGUUAACGUGAAAAUUCAUUCAAUUUAUCGCGCUUAAAUAAUCCAAGAGCUGAUCGCGUUAUUCGUGGAAGUUGGUAUCCCCUUGAAUUGAAUUUCAAAUUCCCUCGUUGGCGGUUCCACAACUCCGCACCGUUCUCUCAGUUGGAAGAGACACUCGCCGGAGAUCGAUGUAGCAGCUGCUACUCGUACAUUGAGUGCAGAAAUUUAUUUUCAAGAAUUUAUUUUCAUUCACUGCACUUACUGCAUUUAAUACAUUGUGUCGUGCAAAAUGGUGCAAUUUUGCUGAGGUUUGCGCAUUUUUUUCGGGCAUUCUACGCGUCUCUCCACGGUAGUGUCUGACCUCAAAAGCAAUCAGUAGUGUGGGGACAAUUUAAUAACUAAAUUGUUGUUCAUAUGGUGCCUUGAGGGGCUACUAUUGCCCUUGUCUUCCCCCCCAGAUUACCCUUUUUGAUUGCCGCCAGGAGAGAAUCUGGGUGUUGGAAAGUGUGCAGUGUGAUCUUGUGCGCAAGAUCUUUUUUCAAGAUCACAUGAAAUUAUAUUGCGAGAAACUAAUUGAAGGAAAGAUAAUUUACCAUUAAAAUUGUCUAAAAUGUGGUUAAAUGUGUUGUAUAUGGUGGAUUAAAAAUAAAAUUCACUUUCAUAAAUAUUUAUUCAUUUGAUCGCGCAAAGUCCGCCAUAUGCAGGUCUGUCGCGAUCGUGAUCGUGUGACGUGAUUUGUGCGUGUGGGUGUCUGUACGAGAGAAAGUCGUCACACUGGGCCACAACCAUCUUGCGACAUCCUCACUCUUUUUUGUGACGAUCUUGAGACCCCAAGCUGAUCCCCACACACACCGGGUAGGAUCACAUGAUCGCAUCUUCAGUGUGUGGGCUUCGGAAAUCGUUGGCCCACAUCUCUGUUAUGCUUAUGAUCGUUCAAAAGUGCGUUCGGAACAAAGAAAAGUGAUCGGUGUUUGGAUACAUCGAGAAAAAAAAGAGGAAGGAUCUACACUGUGUGACAAUAUUUGCAUAUCGUGAUUGGUUAUAGAUAGAAUCAUCAUAAAAUAUUUACCAGCAUGUCCGGCAGUGGAUCUCCAAUUGCCGGCUACGAGGCGCCGUCGGAUAUAUCACCGGCACGCAAGCAAGCUGCCAGGCGUCUCCUUAAGCUAUCAAUUCCCAAACUCCAAUCCACAGCAACACAUCAACCAAUGUCAGCUACUGCAUCCGGUAGCCCCCAUCGGAUGCCAACUGGUAGAAUAGCACGAACGGCUCUUCCGCAAGAGAAUUCCGAAAGUGGACCUUUUGUCAGUAGCCCCCCGAUUGCUGUUAGAACUGGCCACCAGACACCCGUGACGCCAGUCCAUACGGCGGAUGUCGUUAGUGUUUCCUCCGCGGGAUCUUCGCCGGGCGCCAGAGGCAGCCCACGCUCCUUCCCGCGCUUUGUUAGCUUCUCAGCAGCCGCCGAUGAGAUGUCGGAUUUUCCAGAAGCCCAAUCACAUGUAACACCCGAGAUGGCGGCUAUAUUGGAAAAUUUGCAGAAAAAGAAUGCCUUAACGUCUUCCACAACGGCCACAAGUGCACGGCAAAAUCUUAUUAAUUCGAGUUCCAUCAAGGAAACUUCUUCAUCACUGUCAUCCUCAUCCACUUCAUCAUCGCAACAGGUGGUUAACAGUAGCUCCUCCUCGAGCAGUUCAUCAUCCACAACAACAUCUCGAGUGGCCAAGACAUCGUCGUCACAGCGUCUUCAUCACGUCACAGCAUCAUCUACGUCAGAAAUGAAAGCCACAGCCCUCCAGCGAAAUCUCACCGACUUCAAAAACUCCAUGACGGAGAUUAACAAUCUCGCCUCAAUGGGGAGGACAACCACACAGACUACCGCCAUGAGUCAGCUCAAGAGCAAAAUUCGCUCUUCACUGGAGAAUCUCGUCGAUAGUCGAGAAGACCAACCCCUGGUAACCUUCCCAGAUGGCGAUGGGCCAGACAAUGACCUACAAUUAGAUCUUUCACCGGCUAUUUCGUCUUCCGUCGCGGGUGAUUUGGCCACGACAACAGGGGCCGUAGAUACGGUAAAAUUUGAGCAGAAGAGCAUGACAUCGGCGUCCAAGACUAAAGUGGUGACUGAUGGGUACAGCACUGAGCAAGCUUCAUCAAAUUCAGCUGAAAUGAAACGCCUUCAAGCUGGUGAUGUUGACUACCAGGAAUCUAAAGCAGCUUCUGCAAUGAGAAAUCGUGUGGAAGUCGAUGGGAUUUCUGCCGAACAGAAUGCUGCCAUGCUCAAAGAAGCCAGAUCACUAAAAUCCGGUGAUAUGCAACAGCAAGAGUCAAACAGCGUUGCAGCAGCUUCUAUGAAAGUCCACAGUGAUACAUUUACCGCCGAAAAGAAAGCCAUAACGCAGGCUCAGCAGCGUCAAAUGGUGACGUCUUCAGGGAUAUUUAAUCAGGAGAAGCAUGUAAGCUCUGCGAGUCAAUCAAACUUCACCAUCACGAAGAAGGGUAUUAGCACAGGUGCCUCAAUGAUUUCCUCAUCAACACGCAAAACAAAUGGAUUUGAUGAAGAAUAUUUCGGGGGGUUUGAUGAUCUCGAGAGUUUGUGCUCCACCAGCAAUCCCAAGGAUGUAGAACGUGCAAUCUCAAAGUACACCAAUUACCUGGACCAGUAUGUGAAGAAUUUACAGACACCUGAGCAAAUGACAACAGCACCACCCAUGCUGGAUAAAAUUAACGAAAUCAUCCGAAAGGCAUGGGCAGUACCCACGUAUGGGCAUGAAUUGGGCUAUACACUGUGCAAUGAGUUGCGUUCCACGGGGGGUUUGGAUCUCCUCAUGAGGAAUUGCGUUGAAGGUGAUAAGGAAAUCCAAUUUUCCUCUGCGCGACUCCUUGAGCAAUGUCUCACAACGGAGAAUCGUUCGCAUGUCGUUGAGAAUGGGCUAGAGAAGGUGGUUAAUGUAGCGUGUGUGUGCACGAAGAACACCAAGACGGAUCACAGUCGUGUAGGAACGGGCAUUUUGGAGCAUCUUUUCAAACACAGCGAAGGCACGUGCUCAGAUGUGAUCAGACUUGGUGGAUUGGAUGCGGUGCUAUUUGAAUGCCGAAAGAAUGAUGUUGAAACCCUCCGUCACUGUGCUGGUGCUCUGGCCAAUCUAUCCCUGUACGGUGGAGCUGAAAAUCAGGAAGCCAUGAUCAAUAGAAAAGUGCCUAUGUGGCUAUUCCCACUAGCUUUCCACGAUGAUGACAACAUCAAGUACUACGCCUGCCUUGCAAUAGCUGUCCUUGUGGCCAAUAAGGAAAUCGAGGCGGAAGUGCUGAAAUCUGGUACACUGGACCUCGUAGAGCCCUUCGUAACAUCCCACAAUCCAUCUGAAUUUGCAAAAUCCAAUCUUGCUCAUGCACACGGGCAGAGCAAACACUGGCUACAGCGUCUUGUUCCCGUGCUGAGCAGCAAACGAGAGGAAGCACGCAAUUUGGCUGCAUUUCACUUCUGUAUGGAGGCUGGGAUAAAGAAGGAGCAGGGAAAUACUGAGAUAUUCCGAGAAAUUGGUGCUAUUGAACCACUGAAGAAUGUAGCAUCCUGCCCCAAUGCAAUUGCAUCGAAAUUUGCCGCUCAAGCUCUGAGAUUAAUUGGUGAAGAGGUGCCCCAUAAGCUAUCACAGCAAGUACCCCUGUGGACGACGGAAGAUGUGCGAGAAUGGGUGAAGCAGAUAGGAUUUGGGGACUAUGAGAGGAAUUUCUAUGAAUCCCGCGUUGAUGGUGAUUUGUUGUUGCAACUAAAUGAGGAAAAUCUCCGUGAGGACAUUGGCAUUGUCAAUGGGAUACAGCGCAAGCGAUUUAUGCGUGAGAUGCAAAAUCUCAAGAAGAUGGCUGACUACUCAUCUCGUGAUUCCUCAAGUCUCAACCAAUUCCUGCAGAAUAUUGGAAUGGAAUACAGCAUCUACACGUACUCUAUGCUCAAUGCCGGUGUUGAUAAGGAAUCCCUGAGGCAUCUUAAUGAUGAUCAACUCAUCUCCGAAUGUGGCAUCACAAAUUCCAUCCAUCGCCUCAGGAUACUCAACAAUAUUAAAUCAAUUUUUCCAGGCAUGGAAUCCUCCAUGUGUCUCUCAUCGGAGGAAAAUCCCGACAAGACUCUCGAUGUUUUCGUCAGCUACCGCCGCAAUAAUGGAUCUCAACUUGCCAGUCUUUUGAAGGUUCAUCUGCAACUUCGGGGUUUUUCCGUAUUUAUCGAUGUUGAGCGAUUAGAGGCAGGAAAGUUUGAUAAUAACCUCCUGCAGAGCAUCCGCCAGGCUAAGCACUUUAUCCUUGUACUAACCCCAAGAGCCCUUGAGCGGUGUAUUGAGGAUUUUGAGUGUAAAGACUGGGUACAUCGGGAGAUUGUGGCUGCUCUCAAUUCCAACUGCAACAUUAUUCCCAUUAUUGAUAAUUUCUCAUGGCCAGAACCAGAAAAUCUGCCAGAAGACAUGAGGAGUGUUUGCCAUUUCAAUGGAGUACGUUGGAUUCAUGACUAUCAGGAUGCUUGUGUGGACAAACUUGAAAGGUUCAUGCGUGGCGAACUGAACAUGAAAUCCGAUGGAUUCCGUGGUCCAUUGCGUGGUGAUGGAACACCAAGUACACCAAGUACAGCAUCAACAACGCGCCAGAAUCCGCCAAUUUAUCAGCGAAUGCACAGCAAUGACUCCAACAAGGGCGGAGACAAUGGGCGAAUAUCAGAUUGACUAGAUGGCCCCCCUGCCUCAACGAAUGCACGCCACCGCCUCCGUGGGUCACCGAGUCCUGCACGACAACUCAUCACUGGACAUCCUGCAAGUCGCAUUGGGCGUCCAACAACACCACAGCGACGUCCCCAGGCGGCUCCUCGUGGCCCCCUUGCUCUGAGUCGUCGGCCACCCCUACCGCCUGCCAUUAGUUCCCGUAGUCAGAGCUUAGAUGGUCUCUUGGAUAUGGCAGGAUGCGAUGAUGCUGGGAAUGGGCAAAAGACAAAUAGCGAGAGAGCUGCAUCGGAGGUAACUGAUUCCCCGCAACGAAGGCAACGUGGCGCCGAGACGGAUCGUGGAAAUCGGAUAUCCCGAAGUCUCGAGGAUUUGCUGGACGAGAAGCCGGAAGCUAAUAAGGGUGAGGAAGAAGAUGGGAACUGCAGUAGGAGCCUAGAGAGUUUACUGCAGGAUACCCCAGAGAGUCCAGCGAGUGAGCAAGCACAGCGAACUGCAUCACCAGGAGAGAAGUUUUGUGAAAGUGAAACAAUUGUGGUGGAUAAUGCACUAAGAAGCAACGAUGACACAGCUUACAAUUCAGAGGAGGAGAAAUCAUCCACAUCCAGUCGUCAGGGGUCCAUUUCUUCCGAUCAACAGGGCUCAAAGCGGACAUUCAUAAAUCGCCUUGGACGACGCAUGAAGAGUCUAAUUAAGAAGUAAAGCUCACGGAGGGACUUCGAGGAGUAUAGUUCUAUAUAUUCCAUCUCAAUGUCCACAGGACGCAAGGAUUUCCCGUGCACUUGGUGGUGCCACAGUAUUAGGAUAUUGCAUACAUACACAGAUAAAAUGAAAUGAUGGACCUCUUAGCCAUUCCCAGCAGACAAAAAUUUCACAAAAUUUAAAAGGGGCCUUUGAGGAUUUUUCGGGGACGGGGGGCUUAUGCCAGAAAGUCAAAGGAGAUGCAUGUGACGUACCUGUAAAUUGAUUUGUGAUUACUCGAUGUGAGCAGCUUAUAUAACAACGUUUGUUUUAGAAGAGAUUUCAUCCGAAUCCCUGGGCUAAAAGCAAAUUCUUUUCUUCACGAGCGCAUAAAUGACUCACAGCACAUUAUUACUUAAAAAAAAAGAAAAAAUUUCUCAGCCUAAGAAAACUUUUUAUAUAAAAAAGGAGCUCUUGUAUAAAUGUUUAGUAUCGAUACUUAUUUAACCAAUUUUAACACUGAUGCAGGAUGUUUAGCCAUAAGUGAUUUUAUUUCACAAAAAAUAAUAUUUUAUGAAUAUUUGUAUUUCCCAAUGACCUAUGCUAUAUAUUAUACAUAGUAUUACAGUGCAAUUAGGAACACUGGAAGAAAAAAUUGCAUAUUAUAAGAAUUUUUAUUGUUUAUCUUUGCAAAAUAGAGAAAGAUCAAUAAAGCGAUUUUGCAACAGGACAGCAAAAGGAA